AUGAAUCCUACGGCUGUAGACCCGACAGCGCCGCCGCCGCAGCCUCCACAGCCACCGCGCUCCUCAUUCAGUUGCGACCGCCACCCAGAUGAGCAAUUUACUGGGUUUUGCCCUUCCUGCCUCUGCGAACGCCUCACCACCUUAGAUCAAUCCUCUUCCAAUACGCCCUCCUCCUCUCGCCGCCCCUCGUCCGCCACCGCCGCCGCCAUCAAAUCUCUGUUUUCGUCUUCCUCCUCCAACAAACCGCCGCCAGCACCUAAAACUACCAGCUCCAAAUCCACCUCGUUUUUUCCUGAGCUCCGGCGAACGAAAUCUUUCUCCGCCUCUAAAAAUGAAGCUUUAGGCCUCUUUUUUGAGCCCCAGAGAAAAUCUUGUGACGUUAGGAACAGCAAGCAAUGCGAGUCUUUUGUUGCCAAUAAACCCGUUCUCGAAGAGCCCGAAAAUGGUGAUGAUGAUGAGUUUAUAGAACCCGAAAACAUAGAAGAUUUUGCUUCUGCUGUUAAUGCUGAUGAGGACAAUGACGAUGACGAUGGUGAUGAAAUUAUUCCAGUUCCAGAUACCCAUUUGGAGAAUUUUGGAAUAUCCCUUGAAAUAGAGCCGAAUAAUUCCGAAAUUGUAGAAGAAGAAGUAGCAAAUGUUAACAAUUUGAAGCCAAUGAAGGAUCAUAUAGAUCUCGAUACACAGGUCAAGAAGAGUUCAGGAGGGGGGUUUUGGGCUGCGGCUUCAGUUUUUAGUAAGAAAUGGCAAAACUGGAGGCGCAAGCAGAAGAUGAAGAAGCAGAACGAUGGCGAAAACUCGGGUACCUUGCCGGUGGAGAAACCGAUUUCCAGGCGUUACAGAGAGACUCAAUCUGAGAUUGCUGAUUACGGGUUUGGGAGAAGGUCUUGUGAUACUGAUCCAAGGUUUUCGCUCGAUGCUGGGACCGGGAGAAUCAGCUUUGAUGAUCCGAGGUACUCUUUCGAAGAGCCCCGGGCUUCAUGGGAUGGGUACUUGAUCGGGAGGAGUUUUCCGAGGAUGCCACCUAUGGUUUCUGUUAUGGAGGAUGCUCCAGCUGUCAAUGUAUCACGGUCUGAUAUGCAGAUUCCGGUAGAGGAGCCAACGGUGAUGACUGUGAAUGGUGUUAAUAAGGACGAGGGUGUGCCUGGAGGAUCGGCACAAACUCGGGAAUACUAUUCAGAUUCUUCCUCGAGGAGGAGGAAGAGUCUUGAUAGGUCUAGUUCCAUCAGGAAGACCGCGGCUGCUGUGGUGGCGGAGAUUGAUGAGUUGAAGGCAGUUUCUAAUGCUAAGGUUUCUCCAACGACAGCGGAUUAUUAUCAUGGGGCUAAGGUGUUGGUAGGAGAGCGAGAUUCGAGGGACUCAACCUCGAAUUCUUUGAGGAACUCGAAUUCAAAUUCUUUGAGGGAUGAAUGCUCUGAGGCUCUUGAGUUGGAUAAUGGGUUUAGGAGUAAUGGUUCGGUGUUAGGGAAUGGGGAGCGAAAGGAGUCAAAGAAGUCUAGGAGCUGGAGUUGGAAAAUAUGGGGUUUUAUACACCGGCGUGGUGGUGGUAACAAAGAUGAGGAUGAGGGUAGGUAUAGUAGAAUAAAUGGGGUUGAGAGGUCGUUAUCAGAGUCUUGGCAGGAGUUGAGGAACGAACGGAACACUGAUGUCAGAGGAGGAUUCAAUAGGAAUGUAUUUCGGAGCAAUAGUAGUGUGAGCUGGAGGAAUUCGAGUCAUAUUGGGGGAUCAUUUGGGAGUACGAGGAAACCGAAGCGUCCUUCGGCUGUAUUGAGAUCCAAGAUAUGGCCAUUCAACCUUCAAGAUGAUCUGCAAUUCUUAUACCCUCUUGGUAGCGACUUGAAGAUUGAGGUAGGUUGGGGUUUUCCGAAUGUCUGGGACUCGGGUUUCCCAGUUUCAGUUCUACAAGAUGUAGUGAUUGUUCAUGGGAACGCCUGCGUCCCAGAAAUAUGCAUGUCUGAAAGACUUGUGAAUUAG
Fraxinus pennsylvanica is the source of this 1971-nucleotide messenger RNA. NCBI's taxonomy places the organism in Eukaryota, Viridiplantae, Streptophyta, Magnoliopsida, Lamiales, Oleaceae. The record is from the annotation of a GenBank genome assembly.